Messenger RNA from Catharus ustulatus (Swainson's thrush), 1267 nucleotides. It is a transcript of the gene SCN1B, whose product is annotated as sodium voltage-gated channel beta subunit 1. Gene Ontology annotation, molecular function: sodium channel regulator activity. Bases 534 to 1265 code for a protein of 243 amino acids. Gene Ontology annotation, biological process: sodium ion transport; cardiac muscle cell action potential involved in contraction; regulation of heart rate by cardiac conduction. The record is from RefSeq and is a predicted model, not a curated record. Gene Ontology annotation, cellular component: voltage-gated sodium channel complex. NCBI's taxonomy places the organism in Eukaryota, Metazoa, Chordata, Aves, Passeriformes, Turdidae. The transcript has 5 exons.
UAAGCCCCGCCCCCUCCCCCUCGGGCGCCGCAGUGCGCCGGGAACGAGCGGAGCCGAAAAGAGCCGGAAAGAGCCGAAGCGGAGCCGAAAACACCCGAAUAGCGGAGACGGCGCGGCACCGAAAAAAGCCGAACCGGAGCCGAACCGGACCCUCCUGAGGGUCCGGCCAUGCCUUGAAGCGGCUCCUCAGACCCGUCCCGGGCUCUUCCUCCUCGUCCUCAUCGUCCUCGUCCUCCUCCUGCAGCGGGGGAGGCGCCCAUGGGCCGGGCAGGGGGCUGAGGGGGGACCGGAGAGGCUGAACUGGGCCGAACUGGGCUGAACUGGGCCGAACUGGGCCGGAGAAAUCAGAACCGGGCCGAAAAGAGACGAACUUAUCCGGAAAGAGCCGAGGAAAAAGCGGAAUAAAGGAAGCAAGGACGGAGCUGUACGGAAAGAACCGAACCGGGCCGGAAAGAAGCGAAGCGGACCGGAAAUAGCUGAACUGGGCCGGAAGUAAGCGAAGCGGGCCGGAAGUAGGCGAAAGGAGUCCGGGGAUGGUCGGAAAGAGCCGAAGAGGGUCGGAAAGUGCCGAAGGUGUGCGGGAGUUGCCGAAGGGGUACGGAAAUUGCCGAAGUGCCGCCAUGUUGCUGUCGCUGCUCCUCGGGCUCCUCGAGGUUUCAGGGGCCCUGGGCGGGUGCGUGGAGGUGGCCUCGGGCACCGAGGCCGUGCUGGGGGCGCCGUUCCGGCUGCUCUGCAUCGCCUGCAAGCGGCGCAGCGAGACCCCGGCCGAGGCCGAGAGCGAGUGGUUCUUCCGGCCUGAGGGGAACCCCCAGUUCCAGAAGAUCCUCCACUACAGCCCCGAGGAAGGCCAGUGGGUGGCCCCUGGCCCUUUUGAGCACGUCCUGUCCUGGAAUGGCUCGCGGGGCACGCGGGACCUGCAGGACCUGUCGGUGUUUUUGGCGGCCGUGGGCCGGGACCACGCCGGGCACUACGUGUGCGGCCUGCGCCGCAACCUGACCUUCGAGGGUUACACCUACAGCCUGGCCAGGAACCAGAGCCUCAGGCUGGCCGUGGUGGAGAAAGCCCGCCGGGACCUGGCCUCCAUCGUCUCCGAGAUCCUCAUGUACGUUCUCAUCGUGGUGCUCACGCUCUGGCUGGCGGCCGAGAUGCUUUACUGCUACCGCAAGGUGGCGGCCGCGGCCCCGCCCCCCGACAGCGCCUCGGAGUACCUGGCCAUCACCUCGGAGAGCAAAGAGAACUGCGGGGGAGUGCAGGCGGCAGAGUGACC